Molecule: messenger RNA, 3353 nt
Organism: Gorilla gorilla gorilla (western lowland gorilla)
Lineage: Eukaryota; Metazoa; Chordata; Mammalia; Primates; Hominidae
Gene: SLC25A40
Product: solute carrier family 25 member 40
Exons: 15
Coding region: 589-1605 (338 amino acids)
Biological process (GO): mitochondrial transmembrane transport
Cellular component (GO): mitochondrion
Source: RefSeq, a predicted model, not a curated record
UCAUCUGCAUCGUCCUUAAAGAGCUGUUCUGUUUCCCACAGAUUAGUAGUUACUUAAGUUAUCAGGAGAACCAUACCCUCACGAAUACAGUGCUAGUGAAUUAUUCAACAAAUACAGAUUGAGGAUAUACUGUGUACCCAGCGGUUGACAACCGGAAGGACACGGGGAUCAGAGGCACCUGUUCUUGGGCCGCCAGUGACCAGGGCUGACAACUUGCCCAGACCACAAGCCUCCCUGUUGAGAAAGCAAGCGGACUCACAGUUUUUCAGUGUCUCAGGGAGCCUGCGGCAGUGAUCCAGUUCCUUCAAAAGAUUUAAGUUAAUUUUUCAACGUUGAAACCACUGACUAGAGAACAGGCCAUGACCCCAGGAGAAAGACCCUGCAACACAUUUUAACUGCACAUGAAUAAAUAAAAGUACCUGUUACAAAACAGCAGUAACAAAAGGGGGCUGAGGAAGCGACCUAUGCCACUAUUCCAGAAACAACUUUUACCUGGUUUUUGGCUACUGAUGUUACAAACAAUAAAAUAUUGGAGCAUAGAGUUGAAGAACAGACUCAAACCAGGUUUUUAUUUAAUUAGUUAAAAAUAUGGAUGCUGAGACAAGGGGACAAGAGAUUAUCAAAGUGACACCUCUUCAACAAAUGCUUGCCUCAUGUACUGGAGCUAUACUGACAUCAGUAAUAGUGACACCCCUGGAUGUUGUUAAAAUUAGACUCCAAGCCCAAAACAACCCACUCCCCAAAGGAAAAUGUUUUGUAUAUAGUAAUGGACUCAUGGAUCAUCUAUGUGUCUGUGAAGAGGGAGGCAACAAACUAUGGUAUAAGAAGCCAGGAAAUUUCCAGGGAACAUUGGAUGCAUUUUUUAAAAUCAUUCGAAAUGAGGGCAUUAAAUCUCUAUGGAGUGGCCUUCCUCCUACCCUAGUGAUGGCAGUUCCUGCCACAGUUAUUUAUUUUACCUGCUAUGAUCAAUUAAGUGCUCUUCUGAGAUCUAAGUUAGGAGAAAAUGAAACCUACAUACCAAUUGUUGCUGGAAUUGUAGCCAGAUUUGGUGCAGUAACUGUGAUAAGUCCACUAGAAUUGAUUAGAACCAAGAUGCAGUCCAAGAAGUUUUCUUACGUGGAACUGCAUCGAUUUGUCAGCAAGAAAGUAUCUGAAGAUGGUUGGAUUUCCCUUUGGAGGGGCUGGGCUCCUACUGUUCUUAGAGAUGUACCUUUCUCAGCAAUGUACUGGUAUAACUAUGAAAUUUUAAAGAAGUGGUUAUGUGAGAAAUCUGGUUUAUAUGAGCCAACAUUUAUGAUCAACUUUACUUCAGGGGCAUUGUCUGGUUCUUUUGCAGCUGUUGCAACUUUACCAUUUGAUGUAGUAAAAACACAAAAGCAGACACAACUUUGGACAUAUGAAAGUCAUAAAAUUUCUAUGCCUUUGCAUAUGUCAACCUGGAUUAUAAUGAAGAACAUUGUUGCUAAAAAUGGAUUUUCCGGAUUAUUUUCAGGCCUAAUUCCUCGCUUAAUUAAAAUUGCUCCUGCUUGUGCCAUUAUGAUCAGUACAUAUGAAUUUGGAAAGGCUUUUUUCCAGAAACAAAAUGUUCGAAGGCAGCAAUACUAGUGAUGCUGUUUCAACUUGAAACAACAACUAUAGCCAAAGAAGAUGGAGACUCUUAGGCAAGAAUGUUUUUCACCAUUAUUCUCUCACAAUGAUUUUAUGUCUUUCUAUCCUAUAAUUUAAAUAAAUAAUUUCAGCUCUACCUCUAAAUCAUAAUUUUAAAAUAAAUUUUAUCUUAUUUUUGGUGAUAUUGAAAAAGAUAGUCUAGAAAUCACCACCAUUGAGCAUUCUUGUAAAAAUAAGACAGAUUACUCCUUAGCAUCAAAAGCAGUCUCUUGAAAGUUUAAUAAUAUAUGUUUCAGUGUAACAUAAUCUUACUGGGAGUGUGUCGAAUACACCAGAACUUUUUGAAUUGUGUGCUGAAUGAUGUACAUAGUCUGGAAGAAAAAAGCCCAAGUCUUGUGCACAUUUAAAUCGUGUACAUAAGUAUUUCCGUAUUUCAGUAAAGUAGAUAAAGCACUCGUUAAAUAGCAUUGUUCACAUUGACCAAAUAUUGCCUGUUUCCUUUAAUUCAAAUGCAUUAAGUUCCCGCCUCCCUCUCCUUCCCUGCCAUGUUGCUGUUUUAAGGCUUCAUAUGUAUUAACAUUUCUCUGAUCAAAAUUGUGGCUGUUUUCCUUAUGAACCAUAAUAUAAUCAUUUGUGUGAUGUACAUUGUGCCAUUUUUGAUGACUAAAUGUCUAUAUUUCUGCCAUUCCUGUAAGAGAGGGAGUUUUUUACUGAUAGCAGCAAAUGUUCACUUCAGUCAAACUUGGGUGUUCAGUGGUAAACCAUAUAGUAUUUAGACUGGUAAAAAUAGUUUGCACACAGGAAUAGCCUCUGAUUUUUAGCUCUCUUGUAAUCCAAGUAUCAUUGUUCAUGGAAUUCUCUAGGUCAUUUUUAUUGUGUUGUUCUAACAAGACAGAUUAUUGCUACAACAAUAGUUAUAAGAUAUUUCUAAAAUAUCCUUUGAUUUUUACUCUAAGUAUGGUAGAGUAAGAGGCUAAACAAGAAGCUGUUUCCUUGAAGACAUUGCUUUCAGUAACCAUACAUGUCUAAAUAAUUUAGCUUAUCAUUCAUUCUAUGUAGGAAUGAGAUAAGAAAGGAUAUGAUGGCAGGAAAAGAAAUGCUUUUCAUUUUUUAUACUUUAGUUUUAUUUUCUUAGGAUCUAUAUCCUAUAUAUAUAUUUUUUAAAGCACUAAUUUAUUGCAGUCUUUAUUUUAGGAAAAUGUGAAGCAUUUUUUUCUCCCCUAAAAUGAAUAUAUUUAGAUGACAAGUCUUUAGUGCCGGUAGAACUAAUUGAUUUUGUACUAUAGUAGGAAAGUGUUUAUGUUUCACCAGAAAUAAAAUAUGUAGGGUUUGUAUGUAAUCUUCUGUGUUUAUCCUAUGUUGAUUUACCUUAAAUUUGCAACAUACAUAUCCAUAUAAAUAUUCAUGACUUUCUUAUAUUUCAUUAAAAUGUUUUAUGAUUUCUUAAAAUCAUCACUGUGCUUCUAAAUAUUUUUACGUAAAAUCAUUGUAUAAUGCUAUACUGUGAUAUACAUGAAAGUUUAUCUUGAACAGUGCUCUUUAACAAAAAUUUAAAUUUAUCUUGGUUUUGCUAUGCUUAUGGGUAAUUCAUAGAAAAAAAGCAGAAAAAAUACUGUUCCCAAAAGGCAGUUAUAUAUUUCAGUUUAAUAUCACCUGUAAGUAUGAGAAAGGUUUCCAUGUCUCCUACCCCUCACUGCACUUAGGAAAAUUCUUAUUUAUGAAUAAAGGAAGAUAAGUAAAUCUAA